GAAGAAUUGGUGCCAUUUGACUCAACACCCUACUGCUCCACAUCAUCAUAUGAUGCUGCUUCCUAUUUAUUUCAUGAAGUUAUUCCUGCUCUCCAUUCCUUGAAUAUUACUGUUGAACAGUUACAUGCAGAAUCUGGAAAAGGACAAUUUGAGAUGGUGCUGGGGCACACUGCUUGUAUGCAUGCUGCUGACAACUUGAUUUAUACCCGUGAAGUUAUUAGGGCGAUUACAAGGAAGCAUGGGUUGUUGGCAACUUUUAUCCCAAAGUAUGCUCUAGAUGAGAUUGGCUCUGGAGCCCAUGUGCAUAUCAGUUUGUGGCAGAAUGGACAAAAUGUAUUUAUGGGAUCUGGUGGAUCCUCUCGGCAUGGAAUGUCCAAGGUUGGGGAGGAAUUCUUGGCAGGGGUUUUACAUCAUCUUCCAGCAAUUUUGGCAUUUACAGCACCAAUUCCAAAUAGUUAUGACCGGAUACAACCUAACACAUGGACUGGAGCAUACAAGUGCUGGGGAAAAGAAAACAGAGAAGCUCCACUAAGAACUGCAUGCCCACCUGGAAUUCAACAUGGUUUGGUGAGCAACUUUGAGAUCAAAUCAUUUGAUGGGUGUGCAAAUCCACACUUAGGCUUGGCUGCAAUACUUGCUGCUGGCAUUGAUGGUCUUAGGAAUCAUCUUUCUCUCCCUGAACCUGUUGAUACAAAUCCUUCUAGCCUUGACGCAGAACUACAAAGGUUGCCAAAAUCACUUUCUGAAUCUUUAGAAGCUCUAAAGGAAGACAAUGCCUUCACAGAUUUAAUUGGUGAAAAGCUAUUGGUCGCCAUAAAGGGGAUCCGCAAGGCAGAGAUCGAUUACUACUCAAAUCACAAAGAUGCAUACAAGCAACUCAUAUACCGCUACUGAGUUUAUUGUCUUCUCAUCAUCCCGUCUUCGGUCUGGCUCUGUUUGUGUACUUGCUUGAGUUGCCUUCCACGUUACGUAAAUAAAUUAAGAAUAAUGUAACCACAGGGAUGAAAACAAGUAACUUAAAUAAAAUUACUGCCUUUUUGUACCAUAAAAACUUAUAUGCAGCUUUUGAGCUUAGUGGUUCAUUGGCCGUAAUUGUACAAGAAGCUAAAUAAAAACAUUCACGUCA
Molecule: messenger RNA, 1126 nt
Organism: Prunus avium (sweet cherry)
Lineage: Eukaryota; Viridiplantae; Streptophyta; Magnoliopsida; Rosales; Rosaceae
Source: RefSeq, a predicted model, not a curated record